This is a messenger RNA of Phlebotomus argentipes, 782 nucleotides long. Its product is annotated as heat shock protein 22-like. Gene Ontology annotation, biological process: protein refolding; response to heat. The record is from RefSeq and is a predicted model, not a curated record. The transcript has a single exon. Lineage: Eukaryota; Metazoa; Arthropoda; Insecta; Diptera; Psychodidae. Gene Ontology annotation, molecular function: protein folding chaperone. Bases 23 to 685 code for a protein of 220 amino acids.
GUACGAUUUGAGCGAGCUAGAAAUGCGAGCAAGAAUUUGUGUUCCCGAAGAAAUUGUGAGAAAUUGUGAACCAGUGAAAAUGGCAUUUGCACAACUUGUCAGUGAUAUCAGCAGUGAACUGCAUCGCGCGGAGCCCGAGAUCCGGCAGUUUCUGGCUGAGCUCUCUUGGCAAGAUCAGCCUGGACAAUCUGGCCAUCAUGGGCAUCACCACAGGCGUGGACACGGCUGCCGGAGGCGGUGCAGUCGCAGAGAUUUCUGCCAGGAGAAGUCCUGCCCAGCAAAGGGGAAUCCCACUGACUACACAGCGAGCCUGGAUGUGAAGAAUUACGCCAGCGACGAGAUCAACGUGAAGACAGUGGAUAACUUUGUUGUUGUGGAGGGCAAGCAGGAGGAGAAGGAGGAUGAAUUUGGCAGCAUUUCGAGGAGUUUCGUGCGACGCUACCGCAUUCCCGAGGAGUUCAACAUCGAGGAAGCCUCAUCGGCUCUCUCAGAUGAUGGAAUCCUGAGUAUAAGAGUUCCUCUCUUGGCGACACAAUCAAAAGAGCGAGUCAUUCCGAUCCAGAAGACAGGGAAAACUCAUCAGCAGCCCGAGGAGGCUCCCAAAGAGGCAGAAGCGGAGAAACUGAUGCCCGAGAAGAAGGAUGACUCGUCAGAUUUUGAGAUGGUGAAAGACAACAUGGAUUAAUCAGUAGUGACAAUAUAUUGGAAUUAAUCAAUCAAGUGGUUAUACUUUGUAUGAGAAAUUUGCACAUUUGGAAAAUAAACUAUGACAAAGCAUUCGA